CACACGGCACACUUCCUGCUCCCUCAUUCAAAACACAGCCUGCGGAUACCUCAAAAGUCAAAGACCCAAACCCUAGAGAGCCAAGGUUGACUAGGAUCUUGGCUUCGCCGGAAACACACAUGGCGUCGUCGAAGCUGAUCUCGUCGUCGGCGUCGUCGUCAAGGUCCCGCAACUCGGAUCUCUCCCGACGCCCAAAACCCAAACCCUCGCCGCCUUCUUCUCCCUCCGCCGCCGCCGCCAACCAAGCCCUACAGACCACCACCAACGGUGGAAGUUACAUUCACACGGCGAAUCCCGCGCCGAUGACCGUCGACGGCCUCUUCCGCGACGUCUACAGCAACACCCUUCCCCCGGCCGACGCCCAGAUAACUCUGAUGGACUCUGCCGGCAUGGAAAUCAACUCCUUAGGGGCGGCGCCGUCGAGGCCGAAGACGGUGGACGAGGUAUGGGAGGAAAUUGUGUCCGGGGAGAGCCGGAGGGAGUGUAAAGAAGAGUUGCCGGAUGAAAUGAUGACUCUUGAGGACUUCCUGGCCCGGGCUGGCGCCGUGGAGGAGAACGACGUCAAGGAUUUACAUCUGGCGCCGCCGCCGGAGACGGAGAGACUGUGCGGAGGACUGAGCGGAGGGAUGUUUGGAUUCGAUCAGAUCGCACUGAGCCCGUUUCCGUCGAUUGAGAAGAUGGAGGGGUCCAUUGCUGGCUUCGGAAAUGGUGCUGCUGCUGCUGCUGCUGAGGUGGCGGCGAGUGGAGGAAGGGGGAGAGGGAAGAGAGCCCGGGCGGUCUUGGAGCCGCUGGAUAAAGCUGCACAGCAGAGGCAGAAGAGGAUGAUCAAGAAUAGGGAGUCAGCUGCGAGGUCCAGGGAGAGGAAGCAGGCCUACCAAGUUGAAUUGGAGUCGAUGGCAGUUAAAUUAGAGGUGGAGAAUGAGCAGCUUUUGAGAGAGGAGGCUGAGAGGACUGAGGAAAGACUUAAGCAGCUAAUGGAAAAUAUUAUUCCGGUUGUGGAGAAGAGAAGACCAUCACGUGUCCUUCGCAGAGUUUGCUCACUGCAAUGGUAGAAAUAUGAUUGAGGUGUUAUGCAGAAAACAGACUUCGGUUUAAGACUUAGGACAAGGUCGAAACAUUUAAUCUGAUUUCUAAGUAGAAAUAUGCCACCUGAUGAUAAUCAUUUUAGUAAGAGCCGCGUGUGUGAUGACGGGAAAUUCCUUUUGUUUGAACAAAGAGAUGGCGUCGAUUGAGGGAGAUAAGAGGUAACAGAGCCUUCUGUUGUAUGUAGCCGGUUUGCAGGGAAUUGAAACCUCUUUUUCCUCGUUAAUGAUGUGAAGGUGAAGCACAGUAUCCGGAGUUAAUUAUCUAUGUUUAUAGGUUUAUUACAUCUUUUGAGCUAAAUAUAUCAUGGUCGCUGCUCUUCUCAUUCCUUUAUUUGUAAGGAGAUUGCAUUGCAGCCCCUAGAGAAGAGAAUUCCUAUUUCAUCAAAUUUGCCGAUCUAUCAAUAAUAUUACUAGUUUAAUCUCGUUUCGUAAAAUAUGGUAUACAGCUUUUCUAGCUUCCAUUGACAUCAGGUACAAGGUGUUUGGGCAGACGCUCAGAGUAGUUUCGAAAGCGUAGUUUGCUCUAAGAG
Messenger RNA from Fragaria vesca subsp. vesca, 1615 nucleotides. Its product is annotated as G-box-binding factor 4-like. Gene Ontology annotation, molecular function: DNA-binding transcription factor activity. The transcript is spliced from 4 exons. Gene Ontology annotation, biological process: positive regulation of DNA-templated transcription. Gene Ontology annotation, cellular component: nucleus. Bases 120 to 1052 code for a protein of 310 amino acids. The record is from RefSeq and is a predicted model, not a curated record. NCBI's taxonomy places the organism in Eukaryota, Viridiplantae, Streptophyta, Magnoliopsida, Rosales, Rosaceae.